This is a messenger RNA of Synchiropus splendidus (mandarinfish), 985 nucleotides long. RefSeq names its product PYM homolog 1, exon junction complex associated factor (gene pym1). NCBI's taxonomy places the organism in Eukaryota, Metazoa, Chordata, Actinopteri, Syngnathiformes, Callionymidae. Gene Ontology annotation, biological process: exon-exon junction complex disassembly. Gene Ontology annotation, molecular function: RNA binding. The record is from RefSeq and is a predicted model, not a curated record. Gene Ontology annotation, cellular component: cytoplasm; exon-exon junction complex. Bases 187 to 756 code for a protein of 189 amino acids. The transcript has 3 exons.
UUCCGAGGUCGAAGAAAAAAGAGGCUCGUUUGUUUUGUUCACUCGUUCAUCUGCACCGCCCCUCGGAACAAACGCACUCAUCGCUCUAUACGCACUCGCCCUUGUCUGUCACGGACUUACUAUAAACAUCUGGGUCGGAACCGAACCGCUGACCUAGACUUGAGCGAGUGUGCGGACCGAACCAAGAUGGCGACCCCGUAUGUAACGGACGAGUCCGGCAAAUUCAUCGCAGCCACCCAGAGGCCUGAUGGGAGCUGGAGGAAGCCGCGGCGCGUGAAGGAAGGCUACGUGCCACAGGAAGAAGUUCCAGUCUACGAGAACAAAUAUGUGAAGUUCUUCAAGAGCAAACCGGAUCUGCCCCCGGGCAUGAGCGAGCCAGCUGCUUCCGCGGCGCAGCAGAAGAUCCCAGGCUGCAGUGACGACUCCUCUGGACUGUCCAAGUCUGCCAAACGCAACAUGAAGCGCAAAGAGAAGCGCAAGCAGCAGCAGCAGAGUGGUGACGUCGGGGAGGUGACCAACGCCAUCGAGGCAGUUGCCAUUUCUGAGCCGGUGGUGGCUCCUGACGCACUAGAGAGCAGCGACGCUGACAAAGUGAAGAAGAUCAAGAAUGUCAAGAAGAAGCUGCGGCAGGUGGAGGAGCUGCAGCAGAAGAUCGACUCCGGAGAGAUAAAGACGCCGUCAAAAGAGCAGCUGGAGAAAGUGGGACGGGCCGAGACUCUGCGGGCAGAGCUGUUGCAACUGGAGAGGGAAUCCUGAGCCCAGAAAUGACCGGUCUGACGGACACUCGGUCUUAAGACUUUGGAGACACUUUGACCAGAAGUCUGCAGAUGAACUGACAUUUGGACCUCACAUGCGCUUCAGUCGUCACGGUGAUGACUUCAUUUUAAAGACUCUGGCGGAACAGCCACACACGUCUGACCUCUCCAGAAGAUCUCAUUUUAUAUGUACAAACUGUGUUUUGUUUAUAAGAAAUAAAUUCUCCUUU